Molecule: messenger RNA, 1065 nt
Organism: Phytophthora infestans T30-4
Lineage: Eukaryota; Oomycota; Peronosporomycetes; Peronosporales; Peronosporaceae
Exons: 1
Coding region: 1-1065 (354 amino acids)
Source: RefSeq, a predicted model, not a curated record
AUGCUUGUCAGCGGACCUGCCACGCAAUUCCAGCGUAUUAACCUCGGUAAGCUCGAGUCCAACUACGCUAGUCAUAAACGAGAGCCACUCGGCAAAUCUUACUCCAGAGGCCACAAACUACCAACACAUACGCAAAAAACCGAGUUUGCGUUUGGUAUGAAGGGGGCAUUCUGUGAAUCUGCUAAGGAGCUACUCCAUCCUUCAACAUCUGCUAGACUACUGAAUAAACGGGAGGAUGAAGAACGCUACAAGCGAUCGCACGGGUCGGUCGCCCCUGGUGAGCAAAAGAAUCGAAACUACCGAUGGGAAGCAGCAAAGAUCGACCGAGCCAGACACCGCUUUGGUGUCAAACCCAUCAGUAGUAGCAACGGCCAGAUUGGCGGAGAGGUGGCUGAGAUCUUAAACCCGGAGAUGAACGAAAGUAUCAUCCCUCCUGCUGUCGCACCUCAGCAUCUCGAGGAUCGACGGACACUCUACGAUCACCUGGGCAAGCCUAGACAUUUGGGCGCUGCCGAGACCGACACUUUGCCCACCAACCACGUGUUUGGAAUCAUAACGCAGAAUAGUGAUUCUGCCUGGCUGUGUAUCCAGGGAGAGUACUCACCUGAAGAGCAGCAGCCAGAUCCAGACCUGGGCCGCGCGGUAAAUCAUGGCUGGAGAAAUACCACAGCAGACAAUCGGUUGUUUGGUAUCCCAACAAUUCGCAGUGACAUUCCAGCGCCAGCACGGCGAUCAGUUGCUGAUGGACAGAACUAUGGGGAUGAUGUUAGUGCUCAGGCGUUGUUGUACCCAGAAAAAUUCGCUUCAAGUGGCGUGGCUAAUGCCGAGUUUGCGGAACCACGCGACCAAAAGUAUCUGCGAGGACUCUUUCAGAAGAUCGGCCAUGAAAUUUUAGACGAAGACUUUAAACUCAUUUGGAAGCAAGCCACACAGAGCGUGAGGUACACACCCAUAGGACUGGCAAGCAUCGCUGACUUUCGCGACGCACUUAACGCCUUCAUCGAGGCGCAGGGACGAGGUCCAGCAGCACUUCAGCAGUGGCUGAGUCGCGCCCAAGCCUUGUAG